AUGGCCGACGUCGAGCAAUCGGCCGACUCGAGUCGCCUUACUCAGGGUGACCGACUCUCCGGAAGAUUGGUGGACUCCAACGAGGACGAUAUCGAAAAGCUUGGGAGAAAGCGGCCCGAAGUCUUCAAGAAUGUCUUCACGGAGAUCGGCUUCUGCCUAUCUAUUCUCGCAUCCAACCUUGUCUCUUGUUACCUUGCCAUCUCCCAGGAAUUCCUCAUCAGCGGAAUGAACGUCCUUCUUCCGAGUCUCGUGCGCGAAUUACACAUACCAUCCGAGAGUCAGACAUGGCCGGCCAGCAUAUUCACUCUCGUGGCUGGCGCCUUCCUGCUGCCCUUUGGCCGGCUGUGCGACAUGUAUGGUGCCAGUGUUGUCUUCCUGACGAGUAUCGCUUGGCUGUCCAUUUGGACCCUGGUCGGAGGAUUCAGCCAAAACCUAGCCAUGCUUCUCGUCACCAGGGCUUUUCAAGGGCUGGGAUCCGCCGCGAACCUCCCGGCCGGCCUGGCGCUCCUGAGCAGCAUGUACCGUCCAGGUCCUCGUAAGAACUUUGUCUUCAGCCUGUACGGGGGCUGUGCGCCGUUCGGCUUCUUCGCAGGAAUCCUUGUUGCUGGCCUGAGCGGCCAGGUCAUCCACUGGGGAUGGUUCUUCUGGAUUGUCAGCAUGGCGUUGGCUGUCACAGGCUCCGUAUCAAUCUUUUGCAUACCUCGCGAUAUGCAUGCUCGUCAAGGGUCGAUGGACUGGUGGGGCUGCGCCAGCAGUAUGCCAGGUAUCUUCCUGCUAGUCUACGCCAUCACGGAGAGCUCACAUGUAAGAGGCGGCUGGGGCUCGCCACAGAUCAUCGUGACAUUCGUCCUUGGCGUUCUGUUCUUGGUCGGCUUUGUCUAUGUCGAGAACAAGCGAGCUACACAUCCACUCCUGCCUGCAAGCAUCUUUUCCCCAAAGCACACGGUUGUCCUGUUUUUAUAUUUGUUCCUCGUUUAUGGUUGCUUCGGUAUCUAUCUCUUCUAUGCCAGCUUCUACAUCGAGAUAGUGCUUAACGUGCCUUCCUUCCUCGCUGCCCUUUGGUUUGCCCCUUUGGCCGCUGGAGGGAUCAUUAUCGCUCUGGUAGGGGGUAUGACGCUCCACCGUCUGUCUGGGACGCUAUUGUUACUCCUGUCAGCCAGUGGUUUCCUGGUCUGCGUGCUCCUAUUUGCCGUCAUGCCAGAGAACCCGAGCUACUGGCCGUGGGUGUUCCCAGCCAUGGUGUGCGCCACGCUCGGAAUCGACAUUUCGUACAAUGUCAGCAGCAUAUUCAUUACCACAAAUGUUGCCAAGCACGAGCAGGGUCUCGCCGGUGCAUGUGUUAAUGGUCUCGUAUUCCUAGGCAUUGCUUUUUUCCUCGGGUGGGCGGACUUAGCAGUGGCCAAGACUGCCUAUCUAGGGACCAGAGGCAGCUAUAAGACAGCAUUCUUUCUUGGGACCGGAUGCGCCGGUGUGGCUAUCGUACUGGUUGCAUUGGGUAUCAGGGUGGACAAGGCUAAAAGUGGCUUGACUGUAGAUGAGAAGGCCGACCUGCAUGAUGAGCCCGUUGCCGUCGAUUCUGCCUUGGAGCCUGAUCGUCGGGUGGUGGGACGAAAAUGA
This is a messenger RNA of Diaporthe citri, 1617 nucleotides long. RefSeq lists its product as uncharacterized. Gene Ontology annotation, cellular component: membrane. The record is from RefSeq and is a predicted model, not a curated record. Gene Ontology annotation, biological process: transmembrane transport. Bases 1 to 1617 code for a protein of 538 amino acids. The transcript is spliced from 3 exons. Gene Ontology annotation, molecular function: transmembrane transporter activity. Lineage: Eukaryota; Fungi; Ascomycota; Sordariomycetes; Diaporthales; Diaporthaceae.